AGAAGAAAGAAAAACCAACACUUGAUCAACUUUCAAAUGAGUAUUAGCAUUGGACUGUAAUCGAAAUGGAAAGUAGCUGUAAUGAGAACAGAGUGAUUAGUGGGCGUGCGACAAGCUUCAGCAUCUGGAGAAAUACUACAAUGGAAGCUUUCUCAAAUUGUGAAGAUCACUAUGAAGACGAUGAAGAAGCUCUUAAAUGGGCUGCUAUAGAAAAGUUGCCUACUUAUUUACGUAUAAGGAGAGGCUUACUCAAUGAGGAAGAAAUUGAUGUAAACAGCUUAGAUUUAACAGAGAAAAGAAAUUUAUUAGAGAGGCUGGUGAAAAUUGCAGAAGAUAACAAUGAGGAGUUUUUGUUGAAGCUCAAGGAUCGCAUUGACAAAGUUGGAUUGGAAAUGCCAACGAUUGAAGUCCGGUUUGAGCAUUUAAAUGUUGAAGCUGAAGCUUAUGUUGGAAGCAGAGCUUUGCCUACAAUGUUCAAUUUCUCAGUUAAUAUAUUUGAGGGAUUCUUGAACUUUCUUCACAUUCUUCCAAGCAGAAAGAAGCCGUUACCGAUACUCCGUGAUCUUAGUGGAAUCAUAAAGCCACAAAGAAUGACACUUCUGUUAGGACCCCCAUCCUCAGGCAAGACCACUCUUCUUUUGGCUUUGGCUGGAAAACUCAGUAAAGAUCUAAAAUCUUCAGGAAGAGUUACAUAUAAUGGACAUGGAAUGAAAGAGUUUGUACCACAGAGAACUUCAGCCUAUAUAAGUCAAUAUGAUCUUCAUAUUGGAGAAAUGACUGUCAGAGAAACUCUGGCUUUCUCUGCAAGAUGUCAAGGGGUUGGAGCUCGUUAUGAGAUACUAGCAGAAUUAUCAAGAAGGGAGAAGGCAGCAAAUAUCAAACCAAAUCCUGAUAUUGAUAUUUUCAUGAAGGCAGCUGCUCUAGAAGGGCAAGAGGCUGAUAUAAUGACAGAUUAUAUUCUAAAGAUUUUAGGACUGGAAUCAUGUGCCGAUACCAUGGUGGGUGAUGAAAUGAUACGAGGCAUCUCUGGUGGACAGAAGAAGCGUGUCACAACUGGGGAGAUGCUGGUUGGACCUGCAAGAGCACUUUUCAUGGAUGAGAUAUCAACGGGUUUGGACAGCUCUACUACUUUCCAGAUUGUGAACUCACUGAGACAAACAAUCCACAUUCUCAAUGGAACAGCCAUUAUUUCUCUUCUCCAACCAGCACCAGAAACAUUUGAUCUUUUUGAUGACAUAAUUCUUCUCUCAGAUGGACAAAUAGUGUAUCAAGGUCCGCGUGAAAAUGUGCUCGAGUUCUUUGAACACAUGGGCUUCAGAUGUCCAGAGCGGAAAGGAGUUGCUGACUUCUUGCAAGAAGUAACAUCAAGAAAAGAUCAAGAGCAGUAUUGGGCAAGUAAAGAUGAACCUUAUAGCUUUAUUUCCGUAAAGGAAUUGGCUGAAGCAUUUCAGUCAUUUCACAUUGGGCGAAAACUAGGUGAUGAACUUGCUACACCAUUUGACAAAUCCAAAGCACAUCCUGCUGCUAUAACAACUAAAAAAUAUGGUGUCAGCAAGAAUGAACUCUUGAAAGCUUGUAUUUCAAGAGAACUUUUACUCAUGAAGAGGAACUCAUUUGCCUACAUUUUCAAAAUGUUCCAACUUAUUAUUAUGGCUUUCAUAACAAUGACAAUAUUUCUGAGGACGGAGAUGCACAGAAACACAGUAGAAGAUGCUGGGGUAUACUUUGGCGCUCUCUUCUUUGGAGUCAUGACAAUCAUGUUCAAUGGAUUAUCGGAGCUUGCAAUGACUGUCAUUAAACUUCCUGUUUUCUACAAGCAAAGAGACCUUUUGUUUUAUCCUUCAUGGGCUUAUGCGUUGCCCACAUGGAUUUUGAAGAUCCCGAUCAGCUUUGUAGAAGUUGCCAUUUGGGUGAUUUUGACAUAUUAUGUUAUGGGCUUUGAUCCUAACGUCGGAAGAUUUUUCAAGCAGUACCUGAUACUCCUAAUGACUAACCAGAUGGCUUCCUCACUGUUUCGACUGAUAGCAUCACUUGGAAGAAAUUUGAUUAUAGCAAACACAAUUGCCAUAUUUUCUUUACUUGCCAUUCUAGUUCUGAGCGGAUUUGUUCUAUCACGAGAUGAUGUGAAGAAAUGGUGGAUAUGGGCUUAUUGGUCGUCCCCAAUGAUGUAUGUGCAGAACGGAAUUAGUGUGAAUGAAUUUCUUGGGAGCAGUUGGAAUCAUAUUCCUCCUAAUUCAACAGAAUCAUUAGGAGUUACUUUCUUGAAGAACCGUAGAAUUUUCCCUGAAGCAUAUUGGUACUGGAUUGCUGUUGGAGCUUUGACAGGAUAUAUUUGCCUAUUCAAUUUCCUUUUUACUAUGGCCCUGAAAUAUCUAAAUCCAUUUGAGAAGCCUCAAGCUAUACUUUCAGAAGAAGCCCUUUCUGAUAAAAAUCCUAACAGAACUGGAGAAUCUAUUGAACUCUCGGGUAGGUCACAGUACACUCCACUUGCUUGCAUUGUUUCAUUUCCUACCAUUUAUGUGAAAUAUAAUACUAAUAAAUUAAUAAAUGUACACACAGAAAGAGGGAAUGCUAGCCAAAGAAAUGUCUCUACCAAGGCAUCUUCUGCAAGAGUGAGCAACUUAAGCAACGGCAACCGAGACAGGAAGAGAGGCAUGGUUCUCCCAUUUCAACCGCUUUCCAUCUCUUUCGACGAGAUUAGAUAUGCUGUCGACAUGCCUCAGGAAAUGAAAUCUCAAGGUAUUACUGAGGAUCGCCUCCAACUUUUAAAGGGUGUUAGUGGUGCUUUCAGGCCAGGAGUCCUAACAGCACUAAUGGGUGCUAGUGGUGCUGGCAAGACUACCCUAAUGGAUGUCUUGGCAGGAAGAAAAACUGGAGGUUACAUUGAGGGACACAUUACAAUAUCUGGAUACCCAAAGAAGCAACAGACUUUUGCUCGAAUUUCAGGAUACUGUGAGCAAACUGACAUUCACUCCCCACAUGUUACUGUUUAUGAAUCAUUGCUUUAUUCUGCAUGGCUACGACUACCUACUGAGGUUAAUUCUAAUACAAGAAAGAUGUUCAUUGAGGAAGUUAUGGAGCUUGUAGAACUGACCUCUUUAAAAGAAGCACUUGUUGGAUUGCCUGGAGUAAACGGUCUUUCAAUUGAGCAACGUAAGAGGCUGACAAUUGCAGUUGAACUUGUUGCCAACCCUUCUAUUAUUUUCAUGGAUGAGCCAACCUCAGGCCUUGAUGCUAGAGCAGCGGCAAUAGUUAUGAGAACAGUGAGGAAUACUGUGGACACUGGGCGAACUGUGGUGUGCACAAUACACCAGCCGAGCAUUGACAUUUUUGAUGCUUUUGACGAGUUAUUUUUGCUGAAAAGAGGAGGCCAAGAAAUUUACGUUGGUCCUGUUGGACGCCAUGCUUGCCAUCUGAUUAGAUAUUUUGAGGAAAUUGAGGGAGUUGUUAAGAUAAAGGAUGGUUAUAACCCUGCAACUUGGAUGUUAGAAAUUACAACAGCAGCACAAGAAGCAGCUCUUGGGAUAGAUUUCAAUGAUAUAUACAAAAAGUCAGAACUAUACGGGAGAAACAAAGCAUUGAUCAAGGAAUUAAGCAGACCUACACUAGGUUCAAAAGACCUGUACUUCCCAACUCGAUAUUCACAGCAAAUUUUAACUCAAUGUACGACUUGCCUUUGGAAGCAGCAUUGGUCAUACUGGCGAAACCCAACAUACUCUGCAGUGAGACUCUUAUUCACAACAUUCAUAGCUUUAAUGAUGGGAACAAUUUUCUGGAAUUUAGGCACCAAAAGAAGUAGGAUACAGGAUAUUAAUAAUGCAAUGGGUUCCAUGUAUGCUGCUGUCCUUUUCUUAGGAUUUCUAAAUGCUUCAUCGGUUCAGCCAGUAGUAGCUGUCGAAAGAACAGUAUUUUAUAGAGAAAGAGGUGCUGGGAUGUACUCUGCAUUACCAUAUGCCUUCGGACAGGUUGUGAUAGAACUACCAUACAUUUUUGUGCAGACUAUAACAUAUGGAAGUAUAGUGUAUGCAAUGAUAGGGUUUGAAUGGACAAUAAGCAAGUUCAUUUGGUAUCUCUUCUUCAUGUACGUAACCUUUUUAUACUUCACUUUGUACGGAAUGAUGACCGUUGCGGUUACACCCAACCACAGCAUUGCUGCUAUAGUUGCCACUGCCUUCUAUGCAAUAUGGAACCUUUUCUCAGGAUUCAUCGUUCCUCGAACGAGGAUUCCUGUCUGGUGGAGGUGGAACUACUGGGCUUGCCCUGUCGCCUGGACAUUGUAUGGAUUGGUUGCUUCACAAUAUGGAGACGUAACGGAACAAUUAGACAGUGGUGAAACUGUGCAACAUUUCUUAAGGAAUUAUUUCGGGUUUGAACAUGACUUCAUCGGUAUUGUUGCUGUUGUUCUUGUCGCAAUAUGUGUGCUCUUCGGAUUCAUAUUUGCCUUGUCUAUCAGAGCAUUUAACUUCCAGAAAAGAUAGUCAUUUUUUGCAUACAUGAAUACAAGGCCAUUCUAAUAGAGGCUUCUUAUGAAAUAUUGGCAAAAUUCAACAAGUUAUAUUCAUUAAAAAAAAAGUAGCUCUACAAUUUUACUCAA
Mercurialis annua (annual mercury) is the source of this 4594-nucleotide messenger RNA. Its product is annotated as pleiotropic drug resistance protein 1-like. Gene Ontology annotation, cellular component: membrane. Gene Ontology annotation, molecular function: ATP hydrolysis activity; ATP binding; ABC-type transporter activity. The record is from RefSeq and is a predicted model, not a curated record. Lineage: Eukaryota; Viridiplantae; Streptophyta; Magnoliopsida; Malpighiales; Euphorbiaceae. Bases 66 to 4478 code for a protein of 1470 amino acids. The transcript is spliced from 23 exons.